Microthlaspi erraticum is the source of this 306-nucleotide messenger RNA. The record is from the annotation of a GenBank genome assembly. Lineage: Eukaryota; Viridiplantae; Streptophyta; Magnoliopsida; Brassicales; Brassicaceae.
AUGCUAUCAGGGCUCAUGUAUUUGGUUAUGCUUAUGUCUAUGCCUUGUUUUAUGGCUGGACGAUGCUUAACCAAACCCCCAACUGAUCCAGACGGUAUAGGGUGGAUGGAAGCAGCUGAGUUGUUAAAGAAAAAAGAAAGAGGAGGUCCAGACGAUUACACACUGUUAAUUAACAGAGGAAAGAGAAGCGGUGCGACAAAAUUCUCAGUGAACAUGCAAGAAGCCGCUUUGGAUAGAGAAUCCGCCUUCAAAUUCUCCGAUCUCGAUCUCGGGAUGAAUCGAAACGAGAUUGAGGUAAACAACUGA